UAACACAGAAGGGGAAGGUAUUCUCGAUAUAUUAUAUUCAUUGUGACAUAAUAUAACCGUAAAUAUUACUAGUAUAUACAGGAAAAUAUGUUGCCACGUUUAUCUAUACAACUCAGACGAAAGUUGUUAAAUAUAACUGAAAGUGUACAGAAAAUAAGAGAAUGCAAAUUUAGUGGCCUUGCUCGUAACUCAAUAAACAUACCUGUGGAAAGGAGUUUUGUAUUUAAUGUUCAUAAACAUGCAAAAGUAUAUGGAGUUUGUAUUGUUCGGAAUCAAAGCACAGUUGAUACAACAGUAACUGAGGCUGUAUCAAAAUUGCAACCAGAUCCACUUGUACAACAGACACAAAGUGUAGCAGAUACAACUGCAAAUGAUGCAGUGUAUAAUACAGUAAAUAAUGCAAUACCAGAGAGAAGAUUUAUAAGUGAAAUACCAGAUCCACCAGCACCAUUUGUAGAACAAAUAGCAGAAGCUGUUAAAUUUCAUGCGAAUGGUGAAAGUACCUUUCAAAGUAUAGGAUUAGGUGGCUGGAGUCCUGUUGGACUUAUACAGCAUUAUUUUGAAUGGAUUCAUAUUACUUGUGACAUGCCAUGGUGGGCAGCAAUUACACUAACGACUGCAUUUUUAAAAAUUGUAGCAAUACCACUUCUAGUAGAUACAAUGAAAAAUAAUAUAAAAACACAGAAUGUUUUACCAGAACUAUUACGAAUACAGGAAAAUUUGACUGAAGCAAGAAAUUGUGGAAAUAAAGAAGAAGCUACUGAACAUGCCUAUCACUUACAGAUGUUUUAUAAAAAAAAUAAUAUCAAGAUAUUUCCAUUGUCAAAUAUUGUGAGGUUUGGUAUGCAUAUACCAGUAUUUUUUGCUUUAAGAGGAAUGGCUAAUGCACCUGUAGAAAGCUUAAAGUAUGGUGGAGUCUGGUGGUUUACAGAUUUAACUAUUGCUGAUCCAUAUUACAUACUGCCAGCAUUUACCAGUGCAACACUGUUCAUAGUUGCUAAUUAUUCACUGAAGUCUGUCAGUGCAAGUAAUAUGUCCCCCCUGGUGCGAUAUGCCGUUCAAGGAAUGCCACUUGUUGCAUUUCUAUUUGUAAUGAAUUUUCCAGGAGCACUUUUGUUGUAUUGGGUUACUUCAAAUCUAAUAACUGUAGUACAAACUGAAAUGUUUAAAUUGGAGCCAGUAAAAGCAUAUCUUAAUCUGCCAGUUUGCAUAAAACAUAAGACACCCAUUAAACCUAAGUCCAACAAAUCUUUCCGCCAAGCAUUUUCUGAAUCUUGGAGUAACUUGAAAGUGACUAAUAAACUAGCAGCUCAUGCCAAGGCUGAUUUGUAUCAAUUUAAUAGUGCAGGGAAAGCUGCAGUGAAGAAAACCUAUAAAUAUAAUCCAGUGAGAGGUGUAUCAAGAGAGACAUCUGCUGCAUCAGUGUUAGCAAAGAAAAAAUAA
This is a messenger RNA of Habropoda laboriosa, 1443 nucleotides long. RefSeq names its product mitochondrial inner membrane protein OXA1L (gene OXA1L). Gene Ontology annotation, biological process: mitochondrial respiratory chain complex IV assembly; protein insertion into mitochondrial inner membrane from matrix. Gene Ontology annotation, molecular function: membrane insertase activity. The transcript is spliced from 8 exons. NCBI's taxonomy places the organism in Eukaryota, Metazoa, Arthropoda, Insecta, Hymenoptera, Apidae. The record is from RefSeq and is a predicted model, not a curated record. Bases 88 to 1443 code for a protein of 451 amino acids. Gene Ontology annotation, cellular component: mitochondrial inner membrane.